GUGCAGUCAGUCUUGAAAGAGCGCUCGAACUCGUCGGUUUAACGGUUUUGAUAAGUUUAACGUGCUACGCGGAUCUUACAACGUUUGAUUUGUUUACAUUGUUCAGGACUGAAUAGUAGUGAAAAGUGACGAUCUCCUGCAACAUUGUCUAGUAUAAUGCACGCGCAGUGAGAGUAAACGAAAAAUUCUCCAAAUACGUUCAGUUUGCUGAAUUUAUCGCGUGCAGUAAGUUUUGCUGGUGUUGAGUGUACUUUCCUUCGUCUUGUACAAUGCUGGGUGAUUGCGUCGCGAUAAGUAUUGUUUAUGUUCGGUCUGAUAGUGAUUGGGCGGUCUAGUCAGCCAGCAGUGCGUGUCGCUAAGAUGCACACAGUCGUGGGGUUCUAUUUCAUUUACUUUUUACCAGCUUCGGUUCUUGGCUAUCAAGUGGAUAAAUGUUGCAAGGAUCCAAUUACCAGUAAGAGCAUAAGCAUAUUCAAGUGGCAGUGUAUUGGGCAACGUCCGAGAUGAGCUAGUAGAACUCACCCACUCUUCUGUGUGUUUAAUUGAGCAAUGAAAAGUGGAACAAAUUAAACGGUUGACGAGUAGUGCCCAACGGAGAAGAAAUUUAAAGGUCAAUUCCACUAAUAGAAUAAACGACUGCUUUUAAUUAGUGCCUCACUUGAUCGCAGUCGAUCAUGGUCCCUUUGCAAUGCCAUUUUUUUACCAGUAAUCGACGGAGGAAAAGUGGGAUACUACCAACAACCCUGGUGGGUUAUUGUUUCCGUGUGUAGUAAAUAGUAAUUGUAUCCUAUGCUGAAAAAUGGAAGGGUAGCAAUAACGUUAAGUUUGAACGCACUCCCACAGAUAAUGUUUGUGAAUUCAAUAAGCUUGGAGUUAGUGAGCAACAAACGAGCUCCGCAUCUUGCAUCGGGUUGAAGAAAAUUGUGAUGGCCAGAUAUAUCCAUUGUAGGCUUCUUGUUGCUUUGGUGUGAGCCGAAAGUGUUUUGAAAGAAACUCAUUUCCUCACCAGAGCGGCGGGGGAUAGUGGUAGCUGAAAAUAGAAUCUCCACACCGAUCCGUUCCAAACAGUUAGUAGUGAAGAAGAAAAAUAGGAAAUCAUUAUUUUUCGACUUCAGCCGAAGAGCAAUUACGUACGCGAAAACAAGGUGAAGCGGUGGUUGAACCGAUGAGCAUUGGUUAAGGCCGCCCCGGAACUGAUGAGCCGGAAUACUGCAUCCUAACGGGCGGUGGGUUGUACCAGUGUCUCAGGUUGAAUUCAUCAGACACACUCACUAAGAAGCCACACGACGAAUACGAUAAAAAUUCGACACGGGAUGGGGUUCUUACUGCUUGCCACUGUGGUCUGGUGCCAGUUGCUACUGGUGGAAGCCACUGCCACCACCGGGAACCAUCAUAACACGUCGCAUUCGAAAGACUGUUCCACACUGCACCCGGCGUGCGUUCGCUGCAACGAGCGCGGUUGUGUCAAAUGUUCCGACCUGCUGCGGACGGACACCCGCGAGUGUGUCACCGACUGUCCCGGCGGCUACGUUGCCCAGUGGUCUACGACGUCCGAGUUUAUGGGUCGCGUUUGUUAUCCGGUUGGCUUUUCCGGAUCCUUCCUGGCGGCUGUGGUCGGCAUCGCGGCCGGUGCUGUGCUGUGCAUUGCCCUCAUCGUAGCCGCCAUGGCCGUCAUUCGGCGAAAACAGAAACGCAAAAAGUACCGAGAAACCUUCAUCGAUGAUAACAUCGAUCGGUUAGAGUUUCUCAAACAGUUGGAUGAACUGCGCCCGCAGGCAGAAUGUUUCCUCCAGAUGCUGAACGACACACGAAGACAGAUUCGAAAGCUCCAUCUGGCGGGCGAUAGUGCCGGUGCUGCCAGCUAUCAUCCGGUGGUUCGUGACUUGGCUAAAAUCCUCAUCUUGCUCAACAAACCGAUCGAACUGAUUAGUUCACCACCGCACGACUGGCAGCGAUUGUACGUGUGGGCUGAGAAGGUUCUCGAUCGAUACAAACCCGAACUGACACAGUUGAUCGAAUUCCUUCAGCAGCCAUCGAUUCCAUCGUCCACAUCGGACCCCCGGUUGGGAGCCAGCGAGCAUUCCACGUUCAAGUGUAAAUUUAGCAGUAGUUCGGCAGGUGCCAACGAAAGUGACACCUCGCCUAGCUUGAGUGUCAAGAAUCAACGCAACCUGCUACAACCGGAAUCGGCUAGCAGUAAUCAUCGAGAGCAGAACCAUUUCCUGGGUUCGCUUAUCAGCCUGCACGAGUUUGAUGAACGGUCAUCCUCGUCACAUGUUACUGGAAACACUAGCAAUCCGUUUGGGGACACGUUCGAUCACGUACGAUCCUAUCUCUCCACUUCGGGCAUCAACGACAGCUCACUUUGGCUGCAGGACGAGUUCUUCAAACUUGGAUUCCGACCGCAGGACGAGAUCACGACCGAGUUGUAGGGCCAGCUGGUGAUCAUUCCAUCACGCGUACUACGUUCCUAGUCGCAGGGACAGAACACGUUGUAAAUAGACGCUACCCGGACACCGCGUGAAUACCGCGGCGAAGACGAAAUGAGAAAAGCGAUACAAUCACGAAACUAGUCACAAUUGUAUAAUUGAAUAAGAUGUUUUUUUUUUUCUAAUAUAAUACUUUAUCACUUUUUCGAAUAUAUUUGAGGAUAGCAGAGAAACAGGUUAAUAUAUAUAUACAUUUAGGUUGGUAGUUUUCGAAGAAAGCAAUGCCUUGUAUAUUAGACAUAAGAUCUUAGAACAAAAAUUAACGACUGUUGAGGAAACAUGUGUAAUUUUUUUUUUCAUCAACUUCAUAGUGUUUACUCGUCCUUAAACGUUAGUCGUUAUCCAUUCCCAGUGCAAAUAAUUUUCCAUCAUUUUUUUUUUUGGUUUUUCGGUGUCACUAAUAAAUUCAAAAGUGCCUCAUUCCGACUUCUCUAGAAGAGAAAAUGUACAACGGCAGUUUUUGUAUAAUCAAUCAAAAGACAAUAUCGAGUAAGUCUUCCAAUCACUUUUCAUUCAAUUUACCUGCAGAAAAUAUAUAAAUACAUAUUA
This is a messenger RNA of Malaya genurostris, 3038 nucleotides long. RefSeq lists its product as uncharacterized. NCBI's taxonomy places the organism in Eukaryota, Metazoa, Arthropoda, Insecta, Diptera, Culicidae. The transcript is spliced from 2 exons. The record is from RefSeq and is a predicted model, not a curated record. The coding region runs from base 1314 to 2432 and encodes 372 amino acids.